UUUUAUUAUGAUUCUUUAAUUCCAAAUUUCUAUAAUACCUAUUUGUUUGUAAUAGUUUGCCAAGCGAAUAGUAAAACUUGAAUACAAAUUAUUUGGCGGUGAAUACAACUUUGAAAUUAUUCAAUUUUGACAUUUAUAUAACAAUGUCUAAGAGAAAAACAGUAAGCGCAGAGGAGAAACGAACAAGGAUGCUGCAGUUAUUUCAUGAGAAAAAAGAUUUUUUUCAACUUAAAGAUUUGGAAAAAAUUGCUCCUAAAGAGAAGCAAAUAGUAUUGCAGUCUGUAAAAGAAGUAGUUCAAAAUUUAGUCGAUGACGGCCUGGUCGACACAGACAAAAUAGGCAGUUCAGUUUAUUUCUGGGCUUUUCCAAGCAAGGCAAAAUCUGCCAAAAUGACUACACUAAACAAUGCUAAAGUAAAAUUGGAAGAAUACCAAAAGAAAUUAAAUAGAAAUUUGGAAAUAAUAAAUAAAGAAAAGGUUGGAAAAGAAGAUUCAGAUUCUAGAAAAGUUUUAUUGGACAAGUUGAAAGCUCUUCAAGACGAAAAGUUAAGCUUAGAAUUAGAAAUAAAAAAGUUCAAAGAUUCCGAUCCUGCUGAAAUUGAAAGAAUGAAAAAUAACAUUGGCGUCGCCAAAGAGGCAGGUAAUCGUUGGACGGAUAAUAUUUAUUCUGUAAAAUCUUGGUGCCGUAAAAAGUUUUUUAUCGAGGACAGUACUAUGGACAAACAAUUCGGAAUACCUUCGGAUCUAGAUUAUUUGGAAUAAACAUUAAGUGAACGCAAAGUUUAUAAUGUACAAUAAAUAUUAUACUCACCAUGUAAUCAAUGUUCCCUUGGAAACGUGAACCAUAAUUUUAGUUAUUAAUAAGAAAAGAGGUAUUUUUCUAAAUACCAGUAAUUAUAUAUAUUUAAGUUAUAAAUAAGAAUUACUGUUUGUUAACCUUACCAGGAGCCGAUUUUAUUAUA
Messenger RNA from Adelges cooleyi (spruce gall adelgid), 961 nucleotides. Its product is annotated as meiotic nuclear division protein 1 homolog. NCBI's taxonomy places the organism in Eukaryota, Metazoa, Arthropoda, Insecta, Hemiptera, Adelgidae. Gene Ontology annotation, cellular component: nucleus. Gene Ontology annotation, biological process: reciprocal meiotic recombination. Gene Ontology annotation, molecular function: double-stranded DNA binding. The transcript has 5 exons. The coding region runs from base 144 to 761 and encodes 205 amino acids. The record is from RefSeq and is a predicted model, not a curated record.